CAGAGAGAGAGAGAGAGAGAGAGAGAGAGAGAGAGAGAGAGAGAGAGAGAGAGAGAGAGAGAGAGAGAGAGAGAGAGAGAGAGAGAGCAUAAAAUUAUCGUGUAAACGAUGGAAUAAUUUGCUGCGUAUAAAAAAUACUCAAGUAUAAAGAAUAUCGUAUAAACCAAACGACAGGUGUACACUUACUUAUGUACACAUAUAUUUUAUGUAAAUACUAGUAUAUCGAUUUCGAGGGCUCGAGAAAACUUUCCUUUGAUGAUCGAAGGGAAGAUUGUUUUCUCUGAUAUAUCUUAUCUCGAAUAAGAAUACGUAAGAACAACGCCAUGUUCCGAUAUCGCCAUUGAUAUCGAUAUCAGUAUUGAUUUGGACGUUGUUCAUGAUCGAUCGAAUCGCAAAAAUCAUCUCUCAGUCCCGUGAUUAAAAGAAUAGAAGAGAAAAAUAUUGGAUAUUACAACAAAUAUUUUACAUUUUUUAACGUUAACGUUCCUAUAAAAAGGAAAGAAGAAAAAAGUUAUUUCACUUAUAUCUAAUUUUUCUUUUUUCGACGACGAAGAUUCGUAAUUUCUUUUUUUUUCUAUUCUUUUAUUUCUUUCUCCUUUUUUUCUGCAAUCGUUAUGGCGAGACGACACAGGCAUAUGAUCGCAUAUAGAAUAUUAUUCGUGAUAGUCAUACCUGCUAUGUACUUUCUUUGCGUUAGUAUCGCUGGAUAUAAUUCAAAAGAUCCUACAUCUGUGAGCGGUUAUAGGAAGGCUCAUCUACGCAAACUCCUACAAACGGCCGAAGUGGAAAAGGUAAUAAUAGGAGAGAAUUGCACAGCACCGGCUAUUGAUGAGUUCCCAUCGGACGGAUUUACGCGAGUAGAACGACGAUCUGGUUUCAUAGCGAUUCAUUUCGCCAUUGCUAUUUAUCUAUUUUUACUUUUGGCCAUCGUCUGCGAUGAUUUCUUCGUACCUUCGAUAAAGAAAAUAUGCGAAAAGAUGAAGGUGAGCGAGGACGUCGCCGGUGCAACCAUUAUGGCAGCUGCUAGCUCCAGUCCGGAAUUAUUCAUCAAUGUCAUUGGAACUUUUAUAACGGAAGGGGAUUUAGGUGUAGGUACGAUCGUUGGUUCCGCUGUGUUCAACAUACUUGCUGUGCCAGCUUGUUGUGGAUUAUUUGCUAAACAGGCACUAGAUUUAGAAUGGUGGCCCAUCACACGCGAUACCUUGGCAUACUCUUUCACUGUACUUUUAUUGAUUAUAACACUUCGAGACGGUCGUAUCGAGUGGUACGAAGGCUUGAUUCUCAUCAUAUUUUAUAUACUUUACAUUUUGGCAAUGUGUUUCAAUCGAAGAAUCAGUGGAUUUAUGAAACGUGUCACGUCGAAGAGAAAACCGUACAAGAGUAUCUCCGAGAAUAGUCCUCUUAUUCCUAGUACGUACACAAAAAACGUCGACAUCGAGAAUUUCGGUACGAGUGAAGAGGAAGAAGCACUUGAAAUCGUAAGUAUGACAAGUUGGCCGAGCUCGAAGUACGAAAGAAUAUGGUGGGUUUUAACAUGGCCGAUCAAUCUGGUACUGCUCGUUACGAUUCCAGAUUGCAGGAGAUCAAAAUUAAGAUCAUGGUAUCCUCUAACAUUUAUCAUGUGCAUCAUAUGGAUCGCUAGCACGUCUUACAUAGUAGGAUGGGUAAUCACCAUUAUCGGUGAUACAUUCGAUAUUCCUGACUCGAUCAUGGGAUUGACUUUCCUCGCUGCUGGAAUGAGCGUACCUGAAGCUGUAUCUAGCGUUAUCGUAACAAAUCAAGGUCUUGGUUCCAUGGGUAUAAGUAAUUCGAUAGGUUCGAAUGUAUUCGAUGUUCUACUUUGUCUAGGAUUACCAUGGUUUGUGAAGGCCGCCAUAAUGCCGACCAUACCUGGGGAACAUAGCGUUAAAAUUAAUUCGCAAGGUCUCGUUUACAGUUCUGUAUCUCUCUUUUCUACAUUAUUCGUCCUAUACAUAUCUCUCGCGUGUAACAAAUUUAAAUUAAAUCGUGGCAUUGGUGUAACAUGUCUUAUCACAUACGCCAUAUUUUUAAUAUUCGCAUCAAUCGUAGAACUUAAUAUCUUUUUCGUCGUCAAUUUACCCGUAUGCAAUCAUUGACGAUGA
Messenger RNA from Vespula vulgaris, 2123 nucleotides. RefSeq names its product sodium/potassium/calcium exchanger 4-like. Gene Ontology annotation, cellular component: membrane. Gene Ontology annotation, molecular function: calcium channel activity; calcium, potassium:sodium antiporter activity. The record is from RefSeq and is a predicted model, not a curated record. Bases 615 to 2117 code for a protein of 500 amino acids. The transcript is spliced from 9 exons. NCBI's taxonomy places the organism in Eukaryota, Metazoa, Arthropoda, Insecta, Hymenoptera, Vespidae. Gene Ontology annotation, biological process: calcium ion transmembrane transport; intracellular calcium ion homeostasis.